This is a messenger RNA of Ostrea edulis (European flat oyster), 6415 nucleotides long. Its product is annotated as ras GTPase-activating-like protein IQGAP1. NCBI's taxonomy places the organism in Eukaryota, Metazoa, Mollusca, Bivalvia, Ostreida, Ostreidae. The coding region runs from base 280 to 5277 and encodes 1665 amino acids. Gene Ontology annotation, cellular component: cytoplasm. Gene Ontology annotation, biological process: regulation of actin cytoskeleton organization; regulation of GTPase activity. The record is from RefSeq and is a predicted model, not a curated record. Gene Ontology annotation, molecular function: calmodulin binding; GTPase activator activity; actin filament binding. The transcript is spliced from 43 exons.
GUCGCGCCUCGUUCAACUUUGCUAACAGGUGCCCGAAAAGUCGUAAGGAUUUUAAAGGAAGAAAAUUAAGUCUUAUUAGUGUGUGGCAAUGGAUUUACUGUUUGUCACCGGCUAACUUAUUUGUUUUUGAAGUUAACAAACUCCGAGCUAACCACGGGAAAUUUUAAGGAAGUGUUUUAACAGCUAAUGUUUGACAUGUGUUAUGAUGAAAAUGUAAAUGAUUUAGUGAUUGUGGGGACAUAAUACAUCAUUGGAUUUAGCAGUCGUCUAUUGUAAAAAAUGGAUUCAAACAACGGGUCCUUAUCAAAGCGUGCCUCUCUUGCUGAAGGGAGGCACUUGACAGCAGAUGAGAUGGAUGAGCAGAGAAAGCAGAAUGUGGCCUACGAGUAUCUCUGUCACUUGGAGGAAGCCAAAGUAUGGAUACAAGCCUGCAUUAAUGAAGAGCUGCCCCCUACCACAGAGCUGGAGCAGGGAUUGAGGAAUGGGGUCUUCCUCGCCAAACUGGGGCACUUUCUGGCCCCUCAGGUGGUGCCCCUCAAGAAGAUUUAUGACAAGGAUCAGGCUAGAUACCAGUCCAGGGGGUUACAUUUUCGACAUACAGAUAAUAUAAACCACUGGUUUGUUGCCAUGGAGAAAGUGGGUUUACCACAGAUAUUUUACCCUGAAACAACAGAUGUGUAUGACAGAAAGAAUAUGCCAAGGGUGAUCUAUUGUCUGCAUGCACUCAGUCUGUAUUGUUUUAAACUGGGCAUUGCUCCACAGAUAGAAGAUUUGUAUGGCAAAGUUCAAUUCACAGAGGAAGAGAUCAGCGCCAUGAAGCAGGAGUUGGAGAAAUAUGGGAUUCAGAUGCCAGCUUUCAGCAAAAUUGGAGGAAUUUUGGCAAAUGAGAUGACAGUUGAUGAUGCAGCAUUGCAUGCCGCCAUUAUUGCUAUCAAUGAAGCCAUUGACAAGGAGGAAGCAGAAGAAACGAUGAAAGCUCUUCGUAAUCCCUCGGCAAUGUUGCUGAACCUUGCGGAUGAUCUUCCAGAAAAUUACCAAGUUACCAUGUAUGAGGCCAAAAAGACAAAAGCUGAUAUUGCCCGAAAUAAGAGUAUGGAUCCGGAGACUUAUGAACAUGAUGUGUAUGAUGAAUUACUCACACAGGCAGAAAUUCAGGGCAACAUAAACAAAGUCAAUGCUACUGUUUCCAUGGAAAGACUAAAUGAUGCUUUAACAAAAGGUGACAAUGCUAUUAUAUUACAAAUUCUGAAAUCCCCAAGUCUGGGCAUCAGAGGUGUUCAGGAUGAAAAUAUAGAUUAUUAUGUGCAACGAUUGGAAGAAGUGCGGGAUGUGAAACAGAAUAACAACAGCAAUGAAGUUGUUGCUUUAGAAAAAGAGGAAAUCCAGCAGGCUGUUAACAUGGGGAACUUAGAUGCUGACAAGGAAUAUCAGAGAGCACGGGCUGUUGAUCUUAUAAAUGAAGCCAUUGACAGCUGUGAUGCGGACCAAUUACUAAAAGCUCUACAGAAACCGGAAGCCCAGUUGCCUCCUGUAUUUGAUUUUGCUAAUGCUCUUUAUUUUGAAGAGUUCCACAACAUGCGAGAUGAAAAGCAAUCAGAGUUAGAUUAUGAUGAAAUUUCAGCAGCUGUUAGAGUGCUUUCAUCUGUAGCUAAAAUUAACGAAGCUGUUGAUGUCGGAGAUCAAGAGAGGACGUACAAGGCUCUAUGUAAUUCAGAGGCUUGCAUUCCAAAUCUGGAUGAAACUAACGCUGAUCGAUACCAAAUUCUGCUUCAAGAGAGUAAAGAAGCCAAAUCAGAUAGUCCUUGUGACCUGCUGACCCAUUAUGAGAUUUGCACCUGUGUAGACCAAGUCAAUCAACAAGUCAUUGAGGAGCAUCAAAGAAUUGAAGCACUAAGACACAUAAACGAAGCCAUAGGAAAGGGGGAUCCUAAGACGACUUUGGAGGCAUUGCAGACCCCUGAAGCCAAAUUGCAGGAUGUUGUGGAAGCCCAGGACUACCGUUAUCAUGUACUUCUCGUACGAGAGAAAGUGAAAAAGUCCGAGAAAAGCCAUGAUGAAGAAGUGGAGCUGUGGGUGGAGGAAAUUCAGACUGCGGUUGAGAAUGCCAAUAGGGAUGCUCAAUUUGGAGUGAAAUUGUCUGAAGGAGUGGAGAAUGUAAAUGUUGCAAUCAAUGAAAAUGACGCCAACAAGCUGUUAGAGAACAUGGCUGUCCCAGAACUCGCCAUUCACAGUGUGAUCACAGAUUGUAAGGGGACGUACCUGGAGAAAUUGCGUGAAGCCAGAGAGGAGAAAAAAGAUCAAGGGAAGAGUGGAAGUGGGUGGAUGAUGAACAGAUUGAAGGAUGGGUCCAAGUUCUACUACAAUACACAAACGAAGGAUUACAAGUGGUCACGCCCAGAAGAUGUGGUCAAGGAUCACGGGCUACUGAACAAGGAGGAAAUUCAGCGAGUCAUUUCAAAUGUGACAGCAGCACACGAUCGAGAACAUUUGUUUAUGUCGAACGAAAAUCUGAUCGUCAAAAUCCAGGCAACUUACAGAGGUUACCAGGCCAGGAAAUCCUACAAAGAGAGACUGGAUUUCAUGAAACGGCAGCUUCCUCUGAUUUUGAAGAUACAGUCGAAAUGGAAAAUGGUCUUACAGAAGAAGAAAUACAGGGACAGACUGAAGUACAUGAAAGAGAAUGAAAAGGCAGCCAUUAAACUCCAAGCCCAUGUUAGAGGAUUGAAAGCGAGAAAAGCAUAUCAAGCAAGGAAGAAGUUCUUCCAUGACAAUGUAGCAGUGGUUAUUAAGUUGCAGUCCUAUUUUAGAUCGAACAAAGCCCGGCACGAUUACAUUUCUCUCAUGAAUGAAGCAAAUCCACCAUUACCUGUGGUUCAGAGAUUUGUGCAUCUUUUGGAUUUCAGCGACAUUGACUAUGCUGAAGAAAUUGAAUUGACGAAAACCCGUCAGAAGGUUGUGGCUGAGAUCAAAUCAACUAAACAGCUGGAAGAUGAUCUGGAUCAGAUGGACAUUAAAAUCGGUCUGCUCAUCAAAAACCGGGUCACACUACAGGAUGUUGUCACACAUGACAAGAAGCUAACAAAGCACCGCGAGGACAGCAUGCAAAUGCCCAAAGGUCUGAAGGGGUUAAGCAAGGCGUGUCACGACCGUCUGGAGGCCUACCAACAUCUGUUUUAUCUACUACAGACAAAUCCAAUGUACUUAGCUAAGCUCAUCUUUGAGAUGCCACAGAACAAAAUGACCAAAUUCAUGGAGGCUGUGAUCUACUCGUUGUUUAAUUAUGGAGCCAAUCAAAGGGAGGAGUAUUUGUUGUUGAAACUCUUUCGUAAAGCUUUGGAGGAAGAAGUUGAAUCUAAGGUGGACAAGAUGAGCGAUUUUGUGACAGGAAACCCUCUGGUUGUAAAAAUGAUUGUUGGAUUUAACAGAAAUCAAAGGGGACAGAACUCCUUGAGAGAAAUGUUGAACCCACUGAUUCUUGAGGUCAUUGAGGACAAACACUUGAGGAUUAACACUAAUCCAGUAGAAGUUUACAAAGCAUGGAUUAACCAGACAGAGACCUCAACAGGGAAAGCCAGUGGUUUGCCGUAUGAUGUAACAACAGAACAAGCUUUAAAACACGAUGAAGUGAAGACGUUAUUGUCGGAGUCUAUAACACGGCUGACCGAAGUCACUGAUAAAUUCCUUAAUGCGAUCUUUACUUCACUAGACAAAAUUCCAUAUGGAAUGCGAUUUAUGGCUCGAGUGCUCAAGGCAGCUCUAGAGAGAAAAUUCCCUGAUGCUGCAGAAAAAGAUGUUCUUAAGAUUGUGGGGAAUUUAUUGUACUAUCGAUACAUUAACUCAGCCAUUGUGGCCCCUGAUGCUUUUGAUAUUAUCAACGUGGAAGCUGAUAAACAACUGUCUAAUGAUCAGAGAAGAAAUUUGGGAUCUGUGGCCAAAAUCCUGCAGUUCGCUGCAUCAAACAAAGGGACAUCAUAUGAACAUUAUUCAGAAUUCGGUGGAGACAGUUCUUACUUGGCUGCCAUGAAUGAUUACAUCCGACAAUCUCACGAGAAAUUCAAGAGAUACUGUGUAGAGGCCUGCGAUGUCCUGGAGCCUGAGGCGUACUUCAAUGUAGACCAGUAUUCAGACAUAGUCACCAUUGCCAAACCUUCCAUUUACAUCUCAGUACAAGAAAUUAUUGAUACUCAUCAGCUUCUCCUUCAGCACCAGGACCAGAUAGCCCCAGACUCGCAGGAUCCCAUCCACGAACUUCUGGAGGAUCUCCGAGAAGUCCCCUCAGUGGAUGAACUGUUGGGGACAGACCUACCUGAGGAUGAGGAAAUGAAGAAAAUGUUGCAGACGCAGUUAGGAAAAACAGAGAUCUCUCUUAUGCUGAGUAACAAGUUUGAGGUGCCUGAGGAUGACCAGGCAGACGUCAAACAACUCCUAGUCAGAACAAAAAGGCUUGUAGUGGAUGUCGUAGCUUGCCAAACGGGGGACACACUUUUACAGAUUUUGGAUACCCCUGCUACAGAGGAACAGGAAGAAUUGCAUCAAGCACUGGUGAAAAAGAGAGAUGAGCGGGACCAGCGAGCGAAACUGGACAGCGAGGGAGGACUGGUCAGACAACAAAGUAUUUCAGGGGAUACACGAAUGCCACUUGGUAUAAUGAAAACAAAGAUCAAGAAAAGUUUACAGAACUUGGAGCUGAAUGAGAUGGUAACGCGCAAAAAUGGCUACCAGGAUUUAGUCAAUAUGAUCGCUCAGGAUAUAAGAAAUCAGAGGCGAUACAGAAACAGUCGCAAACAUGAGCUGAUGAGGGUCAGAGAAACUGUGAGGAGUUUACAGGAAAAACGAGCAUUUUACGAAUCCCAGAUUGAUUACUACAAUCGCUAUGUCCAAAAAUGCAUUGAAAAUCUGCAGCAAAGGGGAAAUAACAAGAAGUCUAAGGGAUUGUUCCGAAGAGGAGAGAGUGGACGUAAAGUGCAUUUUGAAACCUUGAAAUACAGUGCAGCCAAGCUUCACGAGAAAGGAGUCAUUCUAGAGAUCGGGACACUACCAACCAACCAGUUUAAGAAUGUCCAGUUUGAGAUCAAAGAAACUGCUGAUCCAGGAACAUUUGAAAUCCAAGCAAAAUUCCUGGGAAUGGAUGUCAAAAACAUCAAUCUAGUCUUCCAGGAUUUGUUACAGCUUCAGUAUGAAGGUGUUGCUGUCAUUGAACUCUUUAAUGAUGCAAAGAUCAAUGUCAACUUGCUCAUUUUUCUUCUCAACAAGAAAUUUUACAGUCAAGGGAAGUAACUGUGCACAGGGCGAAUACGAAAUGAAGCAUGUGUUCAGGACACCAUUCCAUUGGAUGUGGCACCACAUUCUCGCUGAUUUGAAGUGCAAUAAAAUUUUGGUUCUUGUCAUUUACAUUAAUUAUCUCAUUAUUUAUCAGUAUUUACCACCAGAUAAGAAAAUAUUUUCUGUAGAAAUAAGCUUUUAUUACACUUUGUGUGGCCUUGAACCACAAGAUUAGAAUCUCUGCAUUAGCUUGUAUUUCUUAUUCCAAUUGUUUAUGAGGUGUAUAUAUACUUUUUUUUUUUUUUUUUAGGAAUUGUUAUUUAAAUAUGUGUAUGCCAGUGCUUUUUGCAAAAGAGUACGAUAUAAUUUGAAAUUCAUAUUUUGUAUGUGAAAGUUCUCUUCUGUGGUGUUUCUGUAAAACUGAAAAUGUCAUGCAAUCUUGAAACCUUUUGCAAACUAGAAUGUAUGGGAUGUUAGAGAAAUGUUUUAUUUCAUGCUUGAUGUCAAAUUUUAAAACAAAAUAUAUGCGAACAACUAUGGUGGUGAUAAAACUUUUGAAUCCAUUUUUUUAAGGUCAAAAUUGGUAUAGUUGUUUUGUUUCAGGUUAACUAUGCGUGUCAAAUAAAAGCUGCUGUACAGGUGAAUUUUUUGUUCCUUAAAUGAAUUGGUUUGGGACCAAAUUCAAAUCAACAUUCCUUUUAUCUGAUGUACGAAAGGAUUUUUUUAUGUAAUGAAUGGAGAUCUCUGAUACUUUGUCUGUUUUAAAUUUCUUUAGGAUUACAACAUUGUCGUGGAUAUAUAUUUCAUUCAUUACUUCAUACAUUGUGUAUGCACCCAUUUUUUUUUUUGAUGUUUAAAAACCAAAAUUUAAGUUCCAAGUCCUUUGAUCUUUAAAUGUGUAUUAGAAGUAUGCUAAUUUACAGGUAUCUGUGAAUUCAGGCAGACUGACAAAACAAUAGCUAUAGUUUUGGGCAAAGAAAAGAAUGGAACUUUAUUUUGCUUUAAAUGGAAGACAGUUGCUGUCUAAAACUCUGGGUAAUUUCAAAUUCAUACCAAAAUUUGUAUUCUUAAAGUACAUCUCUUGACGGAGCUUUUAUGGUGCUAUACAAGUGGCUAGACCAUUUUAUUCUACAAUAAAUGUGAAGGAAAACCA